Trichobilharzia szidati is the source of this 2208-nucleotide messenger RNA. The record is from the annotation of a GenBank genome assembly. Lineage: Eukaryota; Metazoa; Platyhelminthes; Trematoda; Strigeidida; Schistosomatidae.
UAUCAUAACAAUAUUUUAGUGGCAUUUAUGUAUUCAUUCUAUUUGUUACAUUGUUUUCUUCUAUUUCUAUUGAAAUAUCACUACACCUAUGGGUAUCGUAUGUUUUCGUUAUCAAUUCUACCAGAUUGUGUUUGGAUAAACAAUACAAUGAACUACCAUCUUACUAGUUUACCUAACAUUUUGCACUAGUUAAUUCGUUAAACAAAAUGCACUGUAGUUAGGAUACUCCUAAUUUUGGUCAAUUUGCAGUAUAUUUUAUAUUUUAAUAUUUUAAAGGAGUAGUUUUUCUGUGCUAGGCGUUCGUCUAGACUAAGGUGUUUGGCUUUUUUUUAACCAAUAUUUAAACACGGUUCAAUGAAAGUUGUACCCGAUUUUGGUUUUCAUUUUCAUCUUGUUGUUAAUAGAUUAUGAACAUUUUGUAAAUAAUGGAGACAGUUGAGAAAGAUGUUUUCAGCCUAGACAAAUUUGAAACACUCUCUUUAAAUGAUACACCUAAUCCAAAUGAAGAAACAAAUGAAAAUUCUAACUGCUUAGAUGAAGAAUUUUGCAGUGAUCAAGAUUUGGAUCAGAAAGAUGAAAUCAGAUCUGCCUUAGUUCAACAAACCAAAGAUUUAUACGAACACUAUGCUAAAGAGCAGUUCCCCAGAGAUCCAGAUAAGCAAAAAGAGUUGAUAGCUGAAAUGCAAGAGCAAUAUUUUGAUCAUUACCUUUCCGAAGUUUACAGGUUUCAAAUCAUUCAUCAACAGCAGCAACUUGAACAGUUACGUGAAAUAAAGUCAGUUGGGAAAAAAUCGGAUGAUACAAAUGGUGAAUACGAAAGAGAUUCUCCAGUUUCACUACCUCUAAUCCCUGCGACAAUAUGGACUCGUAAGGAUAUUGCUGAGUUCAAACGAGAGAUUCUUGAUGUACAAAAGGAAUGUUGUAUAAAGAUAGGCUCUUUAGCUACAGCAACGGUACGCGUACCAACUCAUCCCAAUGGAAAGGCUAUAUGCUGGGAAUUUGCCACGGAUUAUUAUGAUUUAGGUUUUGGCUUAUAUUUUGAAUGGGAUUUGGAACCGCCUGAAAAUAUAUCAGUUAACAUCUCUGAGUCAAGUGAUGAAGAAGGCGGUGAAGAAGACGAUGAGGAUGGACCUAGUUAUAAUAAUAAUUCUGGAGAAAAGCCCUCACCUGAGAAUGGAGAUAAAGAAUCUCCUCAUGAUUUGGAAUUGGGCAAAAGGUCAUCACAACCUCGAGUUCCUACUGACGAACUUAUACCAAUUUACAGAAGAGACUGCCAUACUGAAGUCUACUGUGGUACACAUCAAUAUCCAGGUGUUGGUGUAUACGUAUUUAAGUUUGAUAAUUCUUUCUCACUUUGGCGAUCUAAAUGGUUAUAUUAUCGUAUAUUCUACACACAUUGAACUGCAUCGUGUGGUUGCUCAUGCAAUCUCAUAUAUAUAUUUUAGCCAUUUUGUUGACAUUCCUUGCAUUCAUCAUUGUCAUUUCGUGGAGUCAAUCGUUUUUUCCCCACUAAAUUUCCAUAUUCAUUUACUUUUGCAUCCUGCUGUUUUAGCUUGAAGUAAUAUCUGAUAUCAGUGAUUAUUUAUGCAUUAAUUUGGCAUUUAUAAUAUUUUAUAAUCAGGCACUACUAAUACUACUACAAUUUCGCAUAAUCAACAUCCAAGCAUCUAACUUCUGCUUUUUGGUGUUCCUCGCUUUGGUUUUGGUUUAGUCUAUAUUUUUAAUUAUAACUAACUUAUUUGUUGUUUAAAGGGAUUGAUUAAAGUGUCUCUUUUUUUAAAAAAAAAAAAACAAUCUUGUCUUAGUGACUUCAUUCUUUGCCUGUGUAAAUGAAAGUGUAUGUAUUUGAAAGAAUAUUUUACACACUCUAUUAUAUCAAAAUAUACUGGUUACACUUUAUGCAUGCGCACAGUGUAUGUUGCAUUUAUCAAUACUUCUUUUAUAUGUUUAAAUUGGUUUUAUUUUGAUUAUCUGAAAAGGAAUAAAAUAAUGCCAUUCGGAAGCUACACAAAACUGGUGUUCUCGUAAAUGGAAGGUAAAGAUGCUACUCUAUAUAGUUUGUUCAGACUCAAUAGCUGGACUGGAUAUUUAGUAUUUUGAAGAAAUGGAAAAGAUUAUAGCGUUCUGUUGUACAACACAUAGCAUUUCAUCUAACAUGGUUUUGCCUAAAUAAAUGCAGUCCCUGCUUUUAACUGUACACUGAGAUAA